AUAUUAGGAAUUCGUGACAUUUAUCAUGCAGCGCAUCUAAUUCCAAUUUAUGGUGCACAGUCUGUUUCCUAUGACCUCAAGUAUUAUCAGUCUUAUGAUAUGUUUCGAGCAUACUAUGUGAAUAAGUACACAGAUCACCAUGCCUUUGAGAUUGCUUUCUAA
This is a messenger RNA of Suillus paluster, 162 nucleotides long. RefSeq lists its product as uncharacterized. The record is from RefSeq and is a predicted model, not a curated record. The transcript has a single exon. Lineage: Eukaryota; Fungi; Basidiomycota; Agaricomycetes; Boletales; Suillaceae. The annotation marks the transcript as partial.